CAACACUAUCUUAGUUCGUUAGCCAGUCAAGUCAACCGAGUCGAUCGGUCAACGAUACUUUAUUGUUCAAAAAAUGAGAUAAACAUUAUCUUUGGGUGAAAUUGCUACGAGUCUAUUUGUGGAAUUGAGUGUUUUCUUAAAGUGCAGGUAAAAAUGACAUCUACACCGCAGAAAGUGAACAAUGUCCCAACUUCGACCGAAGGAGCCCUGGGCAAUCGAAAAAAAUCCCGUAACAGCAAGGGUUCGUACCUUACUAAAUGGUUGGAUAAAACUAUGCGGCAUAUACAAGAGACUACAGCAAAUACGAACCCGUAUGAUUCGUAUGUCGCACCAAAUUUAAAUUGGCCGGUCAGUAAUACACUUGGCUCCAAUCACGAAAUCUUUCGAAAUAACAUGUACAGUUAUUUGCAUGAUCCAGUGCUGCCUACAUCUUCGAUGUAUUACAACCCUCAUGUGCACCCAGGGUACAAUUCUGGAUAUCGUUGCAUGCACCACUCUGAACAGACACAUAGACCUAAAUUAAGACGGAAUGAGAAUAAGGCCGAAGAAGUUUCUAGUGCGCCAAUGGAGAAUGUUGAUAGUAUGAUAAGUCAUAGCUACAUGCCGAAAAAUUCGGAUAGUCAGGACUACACAAGUUUACCCCCAAUUGUAACUUCUAUAGGUGACACGAAUUCUACAAGUGACUUAAACGUACCGAAGGAAGACUCAAAUAAUGCUCGAAGAUACAGUGACCCAUGUGUAAGAGGUUUGCCUGAUGUAGCAAGACCAGCUAACGGUGACAUAGAUUCUGUGUCUGAUGAGAGUUCUGAUUUCUCUGAGAAUGAAGUUGGAAGCCGUCUAUUAGCUUGUCUCUUGGAUCAAAUAACAACAUUAAAAGGGGCUAACGAAAAAUUGAAUAAAGAAUUGCAGGAAACAAGAGCGGAACUAGAAGCAAUGCGACAUCAAACUGCAUUCAUACAGAAUGCUUCAAGCACAAAUCUCGGAGCUAUGGGGAGUCCUCUUAACAACAAUGGGCUUCUUAACGGCCAGUACCCCCCGGGACUCCUAACAGACCUCGUGCGAGAGAUCCGAGAUGCCGCACGUUUGAGAGAAGAGGCGCUCUACACCAGGGUACGAGCUAUGGUGCUGGAGAGGGUCGAUAAUAGCUACUCGUCCACAGAGUCGAAAAAGUCUGAAAGAACAAUUGAAGAUUUAAAGAGCGCUCUCCGCGCAGCGGACGCUGACAGUCGACGUAUGAUGGAUCGCGUCGCCAAGCUCGAGGAGGACGUGCGGCUGUUGAGGGUCAAAGAAUCUGAUACUGAGAACAGAAUAACGAACGGCAAUGUUGAGGAUGCGGAGACAGAACGCUUACGUCUGCGCAAAGAAAUCGAGAACAUUCGAAAAGCAAAGCAAAGUUCCGACGAACAUGCUCUCAAACUGGAACGUCUAGUUACACAGCUGCGAUCCAAAUUCACCGGCAUCCAGACUACAAACGGUCCCGAAUCGCUCCCGAGCGAAUCCGAACACGAUACGAACGCGCGCAUUCGCCGAACGAGCGGCAACUCGAGCAACAAUUCCACGGUCGUCUUCGGACCUGUAACAGAUUUGUAGCGAACGGAGUGUAUCCAGAUCGUGUACGCGCUUACCACGGAUCUUUUGAUAUCAAUUUAUUCUAGAAUCUUCUAAGCGCGUAUAUAAGGUCUGAAGACCUUGUGAGACUCUGGUUUUAAGUGUUUGAUUUUUAAUGAUUGGUGUGUUAUGUCCAAUAUAUUCGACACAUAAGAUACGAAUCUCAUAUCUCAUAGUUUAUAUCCAUAAGUACAUACGUUAAUACAUUUUAUAUAUGUAAUCGAUAAUAUUUUGUUGUGUAGCUGAUUUCAUCGGUGGUUUAUUUGCUCAUAUUUGCAACCGUUGUGAUUUCGUUGUCUCAAAAUUAUAAAGGUGCUUUUUGUAUGUCUUUCUUGUAAGUAUUAAAUGUUCGUUACGAAAUACAUUAUUACCCUGAUGUUUAUUUUGCAUAUUUUAUUUGUGUAUGAUAUUUGCUGUCACAUUUGUGCUCAUAGAAUCUAGCGCUUUGCGUUUUGUUGGUUUUUACAAUUCUUGUCCAAUUCGCUUUUGACACCUUCCAGUAUAAUUAUGUUAUAUUUGAUAUCUCUAAUAAGAUUUGUCUAUCAAUGUUUUUUCAAGUUUCAGUUUUGUUAAAACGCCCACCGGCGUCAAUAUUUUGAUCUUUUUGUUGGUUUUUUAAAUGUCAUAUUAUCUUCAAUAUUAAUACAAUCAGUUAGUGCUGGAUUUUAUUUGGAUUUUUGAUAUUAAGUAAAUGAUUAUCGGAUAUUUCCGUGAUUUUUCUUCGAGGUGUUAAAUUUACUAAUAAUUUUGUUUUGUGUAAUUACCGUUUUGUUCCUUUUUGUACUUAAUGCUAUACAAAUGGAAAAUUUUACAUUAACAAUUUUUUUUUAAUUCUAUUCCGUUAACAGUCGGUUCUCACUUUUACAAGAAUAUUGUUACCCUUGUUUUUAAUUACGGGAAAUACAAAGGUGACAUUUUGUGUUAAUAAAAUUGUAAUAUUGAAGUAGUUUUUUUUUGUAGACGACUUAUGUUUUUUUUAAAAAAACUAUGUGAUAUUGUAACAUUUUCCAUAGUUUCUAAUAUCUUGUUUUGUGUCUUGUUCAACGCUGUGUUUGAUUCGCACGAAUUUGUCUUUUCCAUGUGAUAAUUGUUUGCUUUGUGUGGCUUUGACUGUUAUCUAACGUUUAUAUAAGUGAGAAUCGGUGAAAGUUUUUAUAACAGUUAUCUUAAAAAUUAUUCUUAAAAUGUGAUAUAAUUUUUAAAUUUUUUGUAAGGAAAUGAUUCGGAUUAAAUUUAAAAUAAAUUUGCACGUAACUUUCAAAAUAAGCCUUCACUUAAAUGUUUAUGUAUAUCGGAAUUGUUAGGCCAUGUUUGAUAAUUCUAGUAAAUUAAAAAAAAAAUGAAAAUAGGGAAUUGUAACAUAUAAUUUGACCUAACAUAAACGUGAUUUUCAAGCACACUUUGCUUUUAAGUUAGUUAGGGUGUUAACUUAAAUGUAACGAAUUUGACUUAGUAUUAAGAUUUCGAACGCACUACGUCACUUAUUGGUAGUUUUUGCCAGGAACUUGUACAGAAACAUGUUUAAAUCUCUCUUAUUCUCUUAAAAGAACAAAGGCGGAGAUAAGAAUUGUACAUUUUGACGGAACUUGCCCUUGAUUAUUUUACGAACAAAGUGUGAAUUGUAGGCUUUAAUCAGAUGAUGUCAUACUUGUAUGGAAUCGGUUUGAGGUUAUAUUUCAUACUUUUGAAUUUCUAAGUUUUAUAGGUGGCUUUUUUUAACAAAUGUUGCCGCACGUUUUAUGAUGGUUGGUUUGAUAAAAUCUUUGUUUUUUGUUUAAAAAUACGAUUAUUAGAAAAAAAUUUAAUACAUAUAGUAGAAAUACG
This is a messenger RNA of Papilio polytes (common Mormon), 3432 nucleotides long. RefSeq lists its product as uncharacterized. The transcript is spliced from 7 exons. The record is from RefSeq and is a predicted model, not a curated record. Lineage: Eukaryota; Metazoa; Arthropoda; Insecta; Lepidoptera; Papilionidae. Bases 154 to 1590 code for a protein of 478 amino acids.